This is a messenger RNA of Ricinus communis (castor bean), 1330 nucleotides long. RefSeq names its product clathrin light chain 2. NCBI's taxonomy places the organism in Eukaryota, Viridiplantae, Streptophyta, Magnoliopsida, Malpighiales, Euphorbiaceae. Bases 180 to 1160 code for a protein of 326 amino acids. Gene Ontology annotation, molecular function: clathrin heavy chain binding; structural molecule activity. Gene Ontology annotation, biological process: clathrin coat assembly; intracellular protein transport; clathrin-dependent endocytosis. Gene Ontology annotation, cellular component: clathrin coat of trans-Golgi network vesicle; clathrin coat of coated pit; plasma membrane. The record is from RefSeq and is a predicted model, not a curated record. The transcript has 3 exons.
CUCGUCACCGGUAAGUAUAUAAAAAGGUCAAAGCAAAGCAAUAAUAAUAGUAAAGUUUGAAUCUUCUUUCUUUUCUCUUUUUUCAUCUCUUAUUCAAUACACAACAUUCUCAUCUUUAGAGAGAGAAAAUACAAAAGAAAAAAAAAAAAACUGUUUUAGUGAGAGAAACUGAAACAGCUAUGGCUUCUUUUGAUACCUUCGGCAUGGACGGAGUAGAAGAGAUUCAUACUUCCUCAAAUCACAGAUCCUUCGAAGAAGAAGACGACGUCGAGAGCUACUCUAACUACGGUUCCUACUCCAACUUCACCACCGGCGGUGGUGAUGUUACCAUCGAUCACGUCACUGCUGCCUCUUCUCCUGAUGUCUUCGGAUUCGGAUCUUCUUCUGCGGAUCCAAACCCUAGCUACUCACAGAGUCCGUUUAGUCCUAUUCAUGUUGAGAACGGUAACGGUAAUAGUUAUAACGGAACUGGAGGAGAUGAUGACGUUUUUGCUUCUGAUGGCCCGAUACUUCCUCCUCCUACUGAGAUGGAACCGGAAGAAGGAUUCGCUCUUCGUGAGUGGCGCCGCCAAAAUGCCAUUCUUCUCGAGGAGAAGGAAAAGAAGGAGAAAGAAAUGAGGAUGCAAAUCAUUGAAGAAGGUGAGGAGUACAUACGUGCUUUCUAUGAAAAAAGGAAGCUUAAUGUUGAGACCAACAAAAAUAUUAACAGAGAAAGGGAGAAGUUAUUUUUAGCCAAUCAGGAGAAAUUUCAUAAAGAGGCAGACAAACAGUACUGGAAAGCAAUAGCAGAGCUCAUUCCUCAUGAGGUUCCCAAUAUUGAGAAGAAGAGAGGCAAGAAGGAUCAAGAAAAGAAACCAUCAAUAACUGUCAUCCAGGGACCAAAGCCUGGAAAACCCACUGAUCUCUCCAGAAUGCGCCAGAUACUUGUGAAGCUGAAGCACACACCUCCACCUCACAUGAUCCCACCCCCACCUCCACCUCCACCGGCAAAGGAUGCCAAAGAUGGGAAGGAUGGAAAAGAUGCCAAAACUGGAAAAGAUGCAGCAGUGAAGAAGGACCCUGUUUCGUCUUCAAAAGAUGCCACUGCAAAUGGUUCAUCAGAUCCUCCCAAAGAUGAGGUUCCUCCUGCUGCAGAACCCGUGGCAACUUCAACUGCCUAAUUGUCGGCAUUACCUUCUUUUUGCUAGUUAUUCAAUUUUAUAUUUGUAUGAUCUUUUUAUCAAUAUUUUAUCUAUUGUCUGGUUGUCUCUUUUUCUCUGCAUGCAGAUCUGACGGUGAGUUUUGUUCUUUGUAUGGUUUACUGCAUAAAUUGGAAUUCGGUUUUGUAGCA